GAAUGGAUUCAUCCUAGAGUGUAAAUGACAUAGCUCAUGUCUUCAAAAUAAUUUUACUUGGUAAUUCUAUGAUUUACUUUAGGAAGCAGUGCUGUUGGUAAAUCAUAGAUUUUACUCAAAUUUACUAAAGACUAAUUUAAUCUAUCUACUAAUACUACAAUCGGUGUAGAAUUUAGUGCAAAAGUCUUGGAAAUUGAUAACAAAAAAAUAAGAAUUUAAGUUUGGGAUACAGCAGGACAAGAGAAAUAUAAGGCUAUUGCAAAAGCAUAUUACAAAGGAGCAGUUGGUGCUUUCUUAGUUUACGAUAUCACAAAUAAAAAUACAUUCCUAGAAGUUGAUAGAUGGUUACUUGAAAUUAAAGAUUAUUCUGAUUAAUAAAAUCUGGUUCUAAUGCUUAUUGGAAAUAAGGUAUUUUUGCAUCAUAACAAUUUUAGAAUGACAAAGAUGCAGAAAGAUAGGUGAGCAAAGAAGAAGCCAUUAAGUAUGCUUAAUCUAAAAAAAUGGGAUUCUUAGAAACAUCUGCUUUAACUGGGCAUAAUAUAGAAUUUGCAUUUAAAAAAAUAGCUGAAGGUUUAAUCUCUUUCUAAUUUAGAAAUUUUAAGAGAUAUAAAUGAAACUCAAGAUGAUGAUGAGUUCCAAUAAACAGCAGCUCAAUACACAAAAAAUAAAGGUCAAACUUCAAAUGCUUCAGUCUUAAGAGCAGCUGAUCAUUAAGCAAAAAAAAAAAAUCAUAAUUCUUCUGGAAGUUGUUGUUGAUUAAAAAUAU
This is a messenger RNA of Paramecium sonneborni, 766 nucleotides long. NCBI's taxonomy places the organism in Eukaryota, Ciliophora, Oligohymenophorea, Peniculida, Parameciidae. The record is from the annotation of a GenBank genome assembly.